GACGCAUUUCCGGGGCGCUGGAGCAGAGGGAAGCGGCGGUGGCUGCUGGGGUGUCGGGAAGAUGGUGGUCACCAGGUCGGCACGGGUUCGGACCGACAUCCAAGCCACGUCGCCUGAAAGCUCCCAGCGGAAGAGUUAUGCUGCCGAAGGGUUUCAAAGACAUCCAGAAAGCAGGAAGGAAUCUGUAUCUGAUGACCAAAGUACUGCUGAAUCACAGACCACUGGGAAACAAAGUUCAAUCCCUAGAACUCCUAAAACCAGAAAGAGGAAGAGCAGAACUACAGGCUUACCACCAGAGGUGACCGAACCAUCAACUGAUGGAGACAUCUCUGAAGCAGAGUCAAAUUAUUCUUCUGUGUCUGAGCACCAGGAUCUCAUUUUUAGAGUUACUAGGAGAAGGCAGAUAUUAAUUGCAUGCCCUCCAGCAUCCAGUGUUAGGAAAAGGCCGAAAAUAACUCCAACAGAUGAAUCUCAUACUGAAGAAGUAGUCUCUGAAGCAGAAUCUCACGUUUCAGGUAUUUCUAGAAUUGUGCUUUCCACAGAAAUAACUACAAGAACCAGAAGUAAGACGAAAUCUCUGUCAGAUCCAAGCCAAGAAUCACAUGCAGAAGCUAUAUCUGAUGCUGAGACAUCAUGUUCAGACGUUUCAUUCUCUGGAAUUGCCAGUAGGAGAACAACCAGAAAUUUGCAGAGGAAAUUACAGGCACAAACUGAGAAGAAAGGUAGUAAAAUUAUACCAGGAAACAAGAAGCAAAUUGUUGAUAUACCUAUAACUUCAGAAGAUUCAGAUACCAGACAAACUUCUCCUAUACAAGCAAGAUCCCUUUCUGAGAUAGAUAAACCUUAUUUCUCAAAUAAUGACUUUGAUAAUGAUUCCAUCCACAGAAGUUCAGAAAAAAUACUAAAAGUGCAAAAAUGCCAACUUUCUAAUGUAAGAGAGGAAAAACAGGCCAGUGUUGCACCUUUUAAAGAAAUAAGAAAGCAGAAUUAUAAGGAUUUGGUUGAAGACACCAAAGAAAUAAUAGAUGAAGGGAAAGAAAUAAAUGAGAAAAGAUCUCAGUUGAAGAAUCUUUCUGAAUUUCAGGACACUAGCAUUCGGCACUUAGUUUCUCACAGUCAUUCAACCCCCCAAAAUAACAAAGCCACAUCAGAGCCCUUAAUUCUUAACUCUGAGGCUAUAAUGAAAUCACUAACUCAAACAUUUGCAGUUGUGGAAAUGGACAGAUGGAACACAAAGAAGAUAAGCACCAUAAAAACAAGUGACCUGACAAAGUGUGAUGAUUGUGGUGGUAGUGAUGGUGAUGAUGACGAAUCCACAAUUAUAGGUGUCAGUGAAGACAUGAACAGUGAAAAGAAUGUAGAUCUUGAAUGUGAUACCAAACUAUAUAUGUCUAAGCUCAACAGAUCUCAGGAUAAAGAUUCUGUUGUACUAGUUCUCAGCAGUGAUGAAAGCCAGCAGUCUGAAAACAGUGAGAAUGAAGAGGAAACUUUGUGUUUUGUUGAAAAUAGUGGCCAAAAAGAGUCAUUAAGUGGAGACACAGGAAAUACAUCUUGUGGUAAUGUGUUAUUUGUAAUUGACACAACUCCUGGACUGAGUGCUGAUAAAAAUUUUUACUUGGAAGAGGAAGAUAAAGCAAGUGAGGUUGCCAUCGAGGAAGAAAAAGAAGAGGAAGAGGAUGAAAAGAGUGAAGAAGAACCAUCAGAUCAUGACACAAAUGUAGAUGAAUUUAGUGAUGAAGAAGACUUACUAAAUAACUCAAAGGCUAAACUUCUGAAGUUGACAAGCAGCAGCAUAGACCCUGGCCUGAGUAUCAAGCAGUUGGGUGGUUUGUAUAUUAAUUUCAGUGCAGACAAACUGCAUUCUAACAAGAGAACCCUAACACAGAUCAAGGAGAAAAGGAAAAAUGAGCUUCUGCAGAAAGCCAUCAUUACACCCGAUUUUGAAAAAAACUACUCUGUCCCACCAUAUAGUGAAUCAAAGAAUCAGCUUAAGAAAAAACGCAGAAAAGAACGACAGAAAACAGCAGGGGAUGGCUGGUUUGGUAUGAAAGCUCCAGAAAUGACAGAUGAACUGAAAAAUGAUCUCAAAGCACUGAAGAUGAGAGCAAGCCUGGACCCAAAAAGGUUUUAUAAGAAAAAUGAUAGAGAUGGCUUCCCCAAGUACUUCCAGAUGGGAACCAUUGUUGACAAUCCAGCUGAUUUCUACCAUUCACGAAUUCCUAAGAAGCAAAGGAAAAGAACUAUUGUGGAAGAAUUGCUUGCUGAUUCUGAGUUUAGAAGAUAUAACCGAAGGAAGUAUUCAGAGAUCAUGGCUGAAAAAGCAGCAAAUGCAGCAGGAAAAAAGUUCCGAAAGAAGAAGAAAUUUCGCAAUUAGGAUUUACCAAGCAAACCACAACAUUUUACAUUUCCCUUUUAUUUACUUACUAAAGAUGUUUUGAAAACUAAUACCCAUUAUCUAAAUUAUAUUGGCCUUGUUAAUACAGGGAUUUCUGUUUGGAAAGAGUUGAGUUGAGGGAGAUUCAAUCAUGUGUCCUUGGGAAAAUAAAUGUGUCUACAAAAGACACCCUCCCACCCCAGGUUAAAUUCUUUUAGGGAAAAAAGGAACCUCAACCAUUUUAGGAUAAUUAAUGUUUUUAUAAAGUUUUCAAUGCUUAGUUAUUUAAAGAAAAUCUAAUUAGAAGAUAUGUAGGUAUAAAAUUUGCUAAUGUGUUCAAAGAACUUUAAAAAUGAUUAAAGAUACA
Messenger RNA from Microcebus murinus (gray mouse lemur), 2741 nucleotides. It is a transcript of the gene DNTTIP2, whose product is annotated as deoxynucleotidyltransferase terminal interacting protein 2. Gene Ontology annotation, biological process: RNA processing. Gene Ontology annotation, molecular function: RNA binding. Gene Ontology annotation, cellular component: nucleolus. NCBI's taxonomy places the organism in Eukaryota, Metazoa, Chordata, Mammalia, Primates, Cheirogaleidae. The record is from RefSeq and is a predicted model, not a curated record.